AUGAACCAGGGGAUCCUCGCUCUGGUCACGUCCACUGGCUGCGCAGCUGCAAGUGCCCUGCAGUCGCUGACGGAUGCGAUGCACAUCCCCCACCUCUUCAUCCAGAGGAAUGGGGACGGUGCGCCCCGGGCGGCCUGCCAGCUCAACCCCAGCCCAGAAGGAGAGAGCUACACCUUGGCUGCCCGUCCACCUGUUCGCAUCAACGAUGUCCUGCUCACCCUCAUCUCAGAGCUACACUGGCAGAAGUUCAUCAUCUUUUAUGAGAGCGACUACGACAUCCGGGGUUUGCAAACCUUUAUGGAUCAGGGGUCUCGGCUGGGUCUGGAUGUGUCUUUGCAGAGAGUGGACCACAACGUCAGCCGAGUCUUCACUGACCUCUUCAACACGAUGCGCACUGAGGAGCUCAACCGGUACCGGGACACUCUGCGGCGGGCCGUGCUGCUCAUGAGUCCUCGUGGUGCGCAGGUGUUCAUCCACCAGGCCGUGGAAACCAACCUGGCAUCCAAGGACAGUCACUGGGUCUAUGCCAAUGAGGAAGUGAGUGAUGCAGACAUCAUGGAGCUGGUUCACAGCUCUCUUGGGAGGAUGACCAUCAUUCGUCAGAUCUUUCCAUUGUGGAGAGACACCAAUGUUCGCUGUAUGAGGAACAACCAUCGCAUCUCGUCCUUGCUCUGUGACCCGCAGGAAGGCUAUCUGCAGUCCCUGGAGGUGUCCAAUCUCUACCUGUAUGACAGUGUUUUGAUGCUAGCCAACGCCUUCUACAGAAAACUGGAGGACAGGAAGUGGCACAGUAUGGCUAGCCUUAACUGCAUGAGGAAGUCCACGAAGCCAUGGAAUGGAGGAUGGUCUAUGUUGGACACUAUCCAAAAGGGACGGAUCAGUGGCCUGACAGGAGUGAUGGACUUCCGCACUGAAGCUUCUAAUUCCCAUGUGCAAUUUGAGAUUCUUGGAACCAGCUACAGUGAGACAUUUGGGAAAGAUGUGAAACGGCUGGCGUCUUGGGACUCUAUUCAUGGUUUGAAUGGAAGCCUGAAGGAGAAUCGGAUCGAGAGCGGGAUGCAGGGAGUGACGCUGAAGAUUGUAACCUUAUUGGAGGAACCUUUUGUGAUGGUGGCAGAGAAUAUUCUGGGCCAACCCAAGAGAUACAAGGGUUUCUCCAUUGACGUCUUGGACGGCCUGGCCGACAUCCUGGGCUUCAAGUACGACAUCUACCAAGUCGGAGAUGGGAAGUACGGCUCAGCACUUCCCAAUGGAUCCUGGAAUGGAAUGAUAGGAGAGCUCAUUGGCAAACGAGCUGACUUGGCCAUAUCAGCCAUCACCAUCACCCCGGAGCGUGAGAGUGUGGUGGAUUUCAGCAAACGCUAUCUGGACUAUUCAGUGGGAAUCCUGAUGCGCAAGUCGGAGGAAAAGAUCAACAUUUUCUCUCUGCUGGCACCAUUUGACUUGGCAGUAUGGGCGUGCAUUGCCGCAGCCAUCCCUGUGGUGGGCAUUAUGAUCUUCCUGCUCAGGCGCAUCCAGGCGGUGCGCUGCCAGAAUAAUGCAGAAGGCCAGCCGCCACCUUCUGUCUCCACUUCACUUCAGAGUGCCAUCUGGAUUGUCUACGGUGCUUUUGUUCAACAAGGCAGUGACUCCAUCCUGGGAUCCGUGGCUCUGCGUAUUGUCAUGGGCACCUGGUGGCUCUUCACUCUCAUCGUCUGUUCGUCCUACACGGCCAACCUGGCGGCCUACCUCACCGUGUCUCGCAUGGACAACGCUGUCCGGUCUUUCCAGGACCUGUCCAAGCAGGUGGACCUUGUUUACGGGACGGUCAGGGACUCGGCCGUGUACGAGUAUUUCCAGGCCAAAGGGACCAACCCUUUGGAGCAAGACAGCACAUUUGCUGAACUCUGGAAGACCAUCAACAAGAACAACGCCUUUGAGAACUCCGUCCACAGCCCAUCAGAGGGAAUCAAGAAGGUAAAACGAGAGUCGUAUGCCUUUCUGUGGGAUAUGGCGGUGGUGGAGUACGCUGCUCUGACAGAUGAUGACUGCACACUGACUGUUGCCGGCAACAGCAUGAGCACCAGAGGCUACGGCAUAGCCCUGCAGCACGGCAGUCCGUACAGAGACCUCUUCUCUCAGAAGGUAUUGGAGCUUCAGGAAAAAGGAGACCUUGACAUCCUGAAGCAGAAGUGGUGGCCGAGGAAAGGCCGCUGCGACCUGCAGAGCCACGCAGACGCCCAGACGGAGGGACGGGCGCUUCGUCUCCACAGCUUUGCAGGCGUCUUCUGCAUCCUGGCUGCCGGGCUGCUGCUGGCCCUCCUGGUGGCGGCACUGGAGACCUGGUGGAACAGCAACCACUGCCGAAGAGAGCAGCCCAAAGAGGACAAAGAGGUGAACCUGGAACAGGUCCACCAUCGUUUGAACAGCCUCCUGGACGAGGACUUGGCCCACAAACAGCUGCCCGGCCAGUCUAUCGAGAUCUCUGCCCUGGACAUUGGCAGCAUGCAGCCCAGCCACUCCCUCGAGGCCCUGUCUGCGCGGGACUACCCAGCUCAUCGGGGGCCGCCGCGGCUCUCUGUGACCACCUUCCUCCAGGAGGGUCGUGGGGCAGGAAGGACACUGGGCGCGGCCACUGGCAGGACCUUGCCCCUGCCCCUCAGCAGUGCCACCAUGCCCUCUAUCCGCUGCAAACACAGGGCGCCCAACGGGGGGCUCUUCCGGCAGAGCCCAGGCAAGACACCCAUGCCAAUGUCCUACCAACCGGUGCCAAGAGGACCCAUCCCAGAAGCCAGUGAGCCCAGCCACGGGACCUCCAUCUGAACACGCCCAACACUCAGACACUCGAGCUCAAGCCGAGAGCAGAGCGCUCGACGGAGUGCUUACCGUGUGCAGAGAUAUAAACGACACACUUAAAAAGGCUUUUUAUUACCAGUGACGAACAGUCAGUGGGACAACAUGUGACAAAACAUUGUCUUUAAUGUACAUAUUUGUAAGUACAAAGAGAGAAAGAAGUAACAUUAAAAAGAGUAUUUUGAAUAUUCUCAACAGUUGAGUUUAAAAAAUAUAAAAGUAUUAAAAAAAUGACUGUUUGAAUGGCUUUGUAAAUUUUGUUCUAAAUCAAUAAAGGUGACAAUACUUUGUGGUUGUUUUCUAAGUGCCAAGUUCAAAGAUGUUUUCUUUCAGAUCAACAUGAACUGAAUGUACUGUGAGAAUUCAUGGAGAAAAAAAAAAGUCAUUCACACUUCAAAAGACAUUGAAAGAUUUGAUUUGUUUCAUAUGAAAAAAAUAAAAAGUAUGAUACAAAAACUGAGAUGUGUGAUUCAGAACAUAUUUGGGAUAUCAUGGUGUCGGUGUGUAUUCGUGACUGGUGUUAACAUUGUGUCUUCGUGAGGAAAAUGAAAGCUUGAAUUAAGGCGUUAUUUUUUUGUUUUCUUGAAAAAAAGAGAUUUUAAAUCGGCAAAACCUGGAUUUGCUAAAUACUGUUUGCAAACCAACAACUGCAUGACCAUGAGGUUGUUGCUCAGCUCACUGCAUUUUCUACAUUUACCCUUUUCUUUUUUCCGGACCAUGUUUAUCACAAGAACACAUGUUUUUCUGUAAAUGACAAUGUUCAAAAAAAAACUUUUGGGUAUCAGUUUUAGGCCUUUACACACCGGGGGAGACACGAGCCUGCGUGGCACCGACUAUGGAGUCUCUGGGACUUUGUACACGAUGGUGGACGACUUGAACAGGUCCGCUCCACACGAAGCGUUUGGUUGAUGCCUUCAUCUCAAGUUGUUUUUGCUUGUGUAAAAGUACUCAUGACAUUACCGAAACAGUGAACUGUAUGAGAGAAAUUGCCCCUGGUGUGUUAAGGCAUAAAAACAGCAUGUAUAUUUUUUAAAUAAAAAUGUUAAAUGAUGA
Messenger RNA from Pseudoliparis swirei, 3885 nucleotides. It is a transcript of the gene grid1a, whose product is annotated as glutamate receptor, ionotropic, delta 1a. Gene Ontology annotation, biological process: modulation of chemical synaptic transmission; monoatomic ion transport; synaptic transmission, glutamatergic. The transcript has 14 exons. The record is from RefSeq and is a predicted model, not a curated record. Gene Ontology annotation, cellular component: plasma membrane; postsynaptic membrane. Lineage: Eukaryota; Metazoa; Chordata; Actinopteri; Perciformes; Liparidae. Gene Ontology annotation, molecular function: transmitter-gated monoatomic ion channel activity involved in regulation of postsynaptic membrane potential; glutamate-gated receptor activity. The coding region runs from base 1 to 2802 and encodes 933 amino acids.